UCAAUUGUAGCGGGAAAAAAAAAAAAAGAGGGCUUCUCCUCCACCAGAAACCUCUAGCACCGCCGCAUCCGCUUGCUUCUUCCCCAAGAGAUGGCGAAGUCGAAGAACCACACCGCACACAACCAGUCCUAUAAGGCGCACAAGAAUGGUAUCAAGAAGCCCAAAAGGCAUCGCCACACUUCCACCAAAGGGAUGGACCCGAAGUUUUUGAGGAACCAGAGGUAUGCAAGGAAGCACAACAACAAGAGUGGAGAAACUGCCUCUGAGGAAGAGUAAAUUCACUAAAUGGGCUAAUUGGUUAGGGUUUUUUUCAAUUGGGUCUGUUUUGUGUUCUUAGUGGGAUGUAGGCUUAUUUACUUUCAACUUAUUGUAGUAGACUGGCUGUAAUGUUUGAGUGUUUUUUAUUGUUAUGGAUUAGUAUUUUUGAUAUUUGUUUCAAAAAGAUUUAAGCUCUGAGCUAUUAAUAGCAAUAUCAAGCAGAGAGUUUGGAGUUUAUUUGCUCCCGUUCUAGCAUAAUGUAGCA
Messenger RNA from Rubroshorea leprosula, 523 nucleotides. The record is from the annotation of a GenBank genome assembly. NCBI's taxonomy places the organism in Eukaryota, Viridiplantae, Streptophyta, Magnoliopsida, Malvales, Dipterocarpaceae.